Caenorhabditis angaria is the source of this 2727-nucleotide messenger RNA. The record is from the annotation of a GenBank genome assembly. NCBI's taxonomy places the organism in Eukaryota, Metazoa, Nematoda, Chromadorea, Rhabditida, Rhabditidae.
UUGUGUGGUCUUAUUUCUCAACCAAUCAACGCGCGUCCUUUCUUUCUCAUGUGAGUUUUUUGGCGAAAGUUUUGAAUUCAAAAAGUAUUUUUUGUUUUUUUUACAGGAGUAAAGAUAAACAUGAUCGGGGCCUUCCUCCACCAAUGUUUCGUUUUAUGCCAGCUUCAUCUUCCACGGUGAGAUUUUUUAUUGGAAAAAAUACAUUUUAAGGACACGUCGACCCAACUGCUGCAACGGGUGUACGGUUUUUCAAGUUUUCCACGGAGUGCUACGAGAGAAAACAUCGACUAGAAUUCAUGAAACUCCUUAUUUCCAUAGAUUUGAACACGCUGAUCAUGAAUAUGUAAUCAGUUUUCAAAAUUGUUCAGUAGUUUUCUUGCAUUUUGAUGCAUUCAGUCUCACACCCAUUGCAGCAGUUUGUUCUUUAGUGGGUCGACGUGAGGAAGAUACAUUGCCCUGGCAACCAGGAUUUAUUUGUAUUAAGAAAAAAAAUCCUAUUUUUUGAGGGGGAAGGAACUUUCGGGAAGUCAAACCUGCUCUAACGAACAAAAGUAUUUUCUUGAAGCUUUUCGUAAAGUUCCCAAAAAAUUAUUUUUCAGUACUAAAUACAAAUUUUGUCGCAAUAUAUUAUUUUUUCAGCUAAAAUCCUAUGAGCCUGGACCAUUGAAGGAUCCUUUGGUGAGUUGAGUUUUUCAGAGCUUUAUCUUUAUCAACAAAAAAAAACAAGUAUUUUUCAGACAAAUAAAGUGAUGUCAAAUUAUUAUGAGCGUAAACGACCGACGGGGAAUCCGACACUUGCUGCGAAAAAACCCAAGACUAUAGUCGAAAAUCAACCGGGAACUUUUAAAGCGCCACUUCCCAAACAGAUUCCACCUCAAGUUCCUCCAACUCCAAGUUCUUCUCAAGCUCAAAAACCUGCUCAAAAUCAACCAACAAUUCAAAUAUCUUUGUAUCAAGACAAACCAGAUUCGAUAAGUAUUGGAAAAAAUGGCGAAACUACUUCAUCUUCCACAAAAAUUGAGUUGCCUCCAGACCUGAAACUCUUCCAAAUUCUUCUUGAAUUCAAUGGUCGAACGCUAACAUUUGUUGUUCCGAUGCCAGAUGGAUCGACGAUUGAAGAUGUUCGGAAUUCGUUGCCUGAACAAUUUAGUGAAUUGGCGACUGCUUUUAUUCGAGAAGAAGAGGAGAAGCAGAAGAAAGAGCAAAAUAAAAAAGAGGAAGUGAAGAAACCUGAAGAAAAUAGUCAAGUGGCGGAAGAUGAAAAUGGGGCAUUUUAUGUGAAUCCGAAGCAAUAUCAUCGAAUUAUGAAAAGGAGAAUGGAUCGACAGAAAUUGAUUGAAGCUGGAAGAAUGCCAAUUUCGAGACAGGUUAGGGAAAGAUGAACUGGGAGGGAAAUAUGACACCUGAAAAAAAGAAAAAAAAUUUGAACAAUUUUUUGUAUUGGAAAAUUUAGAAAAAUGGUCAACUUCUGAUUUUUCGAUCUUUUCCUCAUAGAAGCUUUUUGUGCUUCAUCUUUUUUUUUAGAAUUUCAUUUUAAAAAAUAACUAGAAGGGCUUCGCUGGCCAACGCCAUCUACAGUAGUUUGACUUACUUUUCUGAUUAAUUUUCCGGUUAGGAAAAGAGAAACAUUGAGAAAUGCCCAGAAAUUGUUGACUUUUUCAGAGAAUAGAACGAUCAGAUAAGAAACGUGUCCUAAUAUUUUUUCGAAUAGAAACGUGAUCAUUCUUUUUUACAUAAAAAAAAAGUUUUGAUUUUUCACGUGAAAACUCGCGCAUUUUUUGAAAAAUUGAAUAUUAGCGCAUCGAUGGUAAAUAAUUUAUGAUAGAAUAGUGGAGGUCCCAUCAAUAAUGGUCUUCUGGAAAUUGAGAAAAGACUAGCGACACAUUUUAAAAUUGAAAAAUACAUUGGAGUUUACAAACUUUUCACUCUCCGCGCACUCACAUACAUUUUGAGGGAGAAUUUUUGAAACGCGCAUCAUUGUGCCACCAUUUAGAAACUUUUUCUUUUUUUGAUCGUCAAUUUUUAUGCGCACAGUUUUAUUCAGACCUUUUUGUAUAAAUUUUGAAAUUUUUAGAAUUUUGAAAAAUCAAAAAAAUUUUCAAUUUCUGAUUUUUUUUUCGAAUUCUCCUCAUUGAAAAUUUUUGUAAUUCAAAAAUUUAGAAUUUCAUUGAAAAAAAACAAUUCAGUCCUUUUUGUAUGGAUUUUGCAAAUUUUUAGAGUUUUGAUAAAUCAAAAAAAUGUCAAUUUCUGAUUUUUUUUUCGAAUUCUCCUCACAAAAAACUGGGGAUAUUUUGCUCCCUAAAAUUUUUGUAAUUCGAAAAUUUAGAAUUUUAGAAAAAAACAAUUUCAGACCUUUUUGUAUAAAUUUUGAAAUUUUUAGAAUUCUGGAAAAGAUAGAAAACUUCCUGGCAAAAAAAUAAAAAUCGAGAUUUUUUGAGGUCUGAAAACUUGAGAUUUUUAUUUCUUUUUUUUUUUUGAUAAAUACGGAAAACAAAAAAAAUCAAAUUUUCCCAAGUCCAAUAUAUUUUUUUCCAGAAAUAUCUCCACGAAUCUCGUCAUCGCCACGCUCUAAAUCGUGUUCGUCAAGAAGAUGGUCGAUUCUCACAGAAAAUCGAAACGAACGGAGAAAAUGUAAAAAGAAGUGAAUCAAGCGAAAGUAUGUAUAGAGAACCAAAUAAAAUAACAAAUACUUAUGUUGAUAUUCGACCUGCUCCGACUUCAAUCUAA